AUGCCUGAAAAUGAAUUUGAUAAAUCAAAACACUCAUUACCAUUCCCAAAUAUUAUGGAACAAUCUAUGGAUCGUAGAAAGGAAAUAGCUGAAGAUGUUAUAAAUGAUGAUUUAGCAUCAUCAAAAUUUAGAAUUGAAAUAAUUGAAAUGUUAAAAACAGCAAUUGAUGAAAAUUCAAAAUUAUGUGAUGAUUGCCCUGAUUACAUAAUCAAAUAUAUCUUACACACUUCUAUUAUAUUAUCUCCUUAUUGUGAUGGAAUUGAAAAUUCAGAAAAUACUUGGAUUCAUUCAUACACAAAUAUUUUCAUUAAAGAAUCACAUAUGGAUAAUAACAUUUUUAAGUCUAUAAAUAAAUGGUUAACUUGGCAUUUAAGGAAUUUAAGGAUAAAAGAAAAAAUCCAAGUAGUUAGGUUUAUUGUUCCUUUUCCUCAAAUUUGUGUAUACCAAAAUAACUCCAAAAAUAAUGAUCAUAAGAAUAAAGAUAAUGAUCAUAAUAAAAACAAAGAUGAUGAUCAUAAGAACAAAGAUAGUGAUCAUAAGAACAAAGAUAAUGAUCAUAAGAAACAUUAG
Rhizophagus irregularis DAOM 181602=DAOM 197198 is the source of this 570-nucleotide messenger RNA. RefSeq lists its product as uncharacterized. NCBI's taxonomy places the organism in Eukaryota, Fungi, Glomeromycota, Glomeromycetes, Glomerales, Glomeraceae. The record is from RefSeq and is a predicted model, not a curated record.